This is a messenger RNA of Motacilla alba alba, 2297 nucleotides long. RefSeq names its product adenylate kinase 8 (gene AK8). Gene Ontology annotation, biological process: nucleoside triphosphate biosynthetic process. Gene Ontology annotation, cellular component: cytoplasm. The record is from RefSeq and is a predicted model, not a curated record. Gene Ontology annotation, molecular function: nucleoside diphosphate kinase activity; ATP binding; AMP kinase activity. NCBI's taxonomy places the organism in Eukaryota, Metazoa, Chordata, Aves, Passeriformes, Motacillidae. The coding region runs from base 776 to 1960 and encodes 394 amino acids. The transcript is spliced from 10 exons.
AGAAAUACUCCUUUAUAGGCUUAUACCCUUCAAAGUGGUUAGGAAAAAGACUUGAGAAGCCACAGGAUAUGGAACUAAAGGGAACAGAGAGUCAAGCUCACAUUGUUAAGUGAAAGAUAAUUUAUAUUAAUUGGGAGGUAGGGAAUCUGAUUGCAGGUUGUUGUUUUUUGGGGUUCUUUUUCGGAGUAUUCAUUUUACCAAUAAUGACAGAAUGAGUGAGACAAGGCAUUGAUUGAAAUGAUUAAUGGCUGCCAUGAGCUGCAUGGACAGAAGUUUAGACUUUGAGUUGAACUGGCUAACUCAGAGUUUAACCAAGUUCAGCACAGAAUGAAAGCCUAAAUUAACAAGAUGGAGGAACAAAUUCUUACUAGAAGGAAAGGAGGGUAUUGCUGAUUUCUUGUUAGGAAAUCAAACACAAUGGAAGAAAUGUUGAGGGGUACUAAUCUGUAUAGGAACUUUUUUCUUCUCUCACAUAGCCAAUACCUUCUUACAAAACAUCUCUAGAGAUGGGCAAAGCAGCAGUCACAGAACUAAACAGCACUCUGAAAAUACUGGCAGAUGCUGUUUCCAUCCCAUUUCACAGUCCUGAGUUUAAAAAUAAACUAAGUUCAACUGUAAAAUAUAUUUUAAAUAAACAUUUUGGGUGAUGAGAGUUACUUGAAGCUAUGAAACAAACCUCCUGAAAAUCAGGCUGUCUGUGUUGUUUGCUGGGUGUCUGAGGUUCUGUUUGUGCCCCUGUGAGCUGGCAGGUCCCUGAUGCUGAGCCCUGUGGCACAUGGAGCAGUCAGGGGUCAGAUCCUCGUGGAUAAAAGGAUGCUUUGUGGAUGUGAUGUUCUUCUGGAUCCCCUUGCAGAAAAUUCCCAACGCGCUUUGGGCCAAUCUGAUCCGGGAACGUCUGUCAAACGUGGACUGCAUCAAACAAGGAUGGAUUUUGGAAGGCUUCCCUGAAAAUCAGGAGCAGGCAUGGCUGCUGCAAUCAUCUGGCAUUUUUCCUAGGCAUGUUGUCAUGCUCUAUGCCCCAGACACUGUGCUGAUUGAGAGGAGUGGUGGGAAAAGGCUCGAUCCCCUCACACAAGAGGUUUUCCACACAACCUUUGACUGGCCAAGUGACCCCCUGGUGCAGCAGAGGUUGGUGAAACCAGAAGAUCUCUCUGAGCAGGAGGUGUCCAAGAAGCUGCUGGAAUAUCACAGAAACUUCCCUGAGAUUUUCCACGUCUACCAGAAAGUUCUGAAGUCCAUCAAUGCAGACCAGCCCUCCGUGGAUGUUCUCUCUCAGGUCCUUGCCUUUGUCCAAACCCGGCACCGCUCUGCUGCCCCCUUUACACCCCGGGUUCUGUUUCUUGGCCCCCCAGGCAGUGGGAAGAGCCUGCAGGCAGCACUAAUAGCUCAUAAAUAUGAUUUUGUCAACAUUUGCUGUGGGCAACUGCUAAAGGAAGCUGUUGCAGACAACACAAAACUUGGAGAACUCGUUAAGCCUUACAUUGACAGUGGAUGCCCAGUGCCAGACAACCUUGUCCUGAAGCUGCUGACAGAACGCCUGAGCGCCCUGGACUGCCUGAGCAAAGGCUGGGUGCUCUCUGGCUUCCCCAGGGACGUGGAGCAGGGGGAGCAGCUGCAGAAAGCACAGAUUAACCCCAACAGGGUGUUCUUCUUUAAUCUCCCCUACGAGUCCAUCAUGGAGCGCCUGUCCCAGCGGAGGACUGAUCCUGUCACUGGGGAGAGAUACCACAGCACAAUCAAACCAGCUCCCACUCCAGAGAUCCAGGCCAGGCUCAGGCAGAACCCCAAGGAUGAGGAAGAAAAUAUUGAGAAGCGCCUGAACAUCUAUUACAGCAAUGUCAAGGCCCUGGAGGAUUUUUACCAAGAUGCCUUUUAUGUCAAUGCUGACCAAGACCCUUACGUUAUCUUUGAGUUCAUAGAAAGCUGUAUCAUUAAGCCCCUUCCAUGUAAAAAACAUUAGGUGUUUACCAUUUAAAGGGAUGAUUUGUGGAAGAAUUGAUUUGAAAUUUUUCCCUGUAAUAUUUACAGUCUGGUUGCUGAAGUGGGAGGUGAUCAGCAGGGAGGGGGAAUUCAGCCAAGCUGUGCUAAAUCUGAAGUUCACCAAGGCUGAGUGAAGUACAGCGGGUAAGAAAUUGGGCUUUAGGAGAAAGUUUUUUGGCUUUUGUUUCAUGAUGCAAGAUAUAAAACACCGUGGCUGGGGAAGUCCUGUGUUUAAUUUAAAUUUUUUUUUCUGUUUCUGAGUAGUAGUUUUGUCUUCACUAUACAAGACCCAUGAAGCCAGUUUGGAGUAUUAAAGC